This is a messenger RNA of Photinus pyralis (common eastern firefly), 1178 nucleotides long. RefSeq lists its product as uncharacterized. The transcript has 3 exons. Lineage: Eukaryota; Metazoa; Arthropoda; Insecta; Coleoptera; Lampyridae. The record is from RefSeq and is a predicted model, not a curated record. Bases 383 to 1153 code for a protein of 256 amino acids.
UCUAAUAGUAGCAGCAACACUAGGACUUAAAACCUGCGUCGCUAAUUUCACAGACAUACGUUGGAAGUUAUUCGGGUUCAUAUGACUGUCAGUUAACUAAUGCUGGAAUUCUGUACAUAUGCAAUCGUUAAACCGUAAAACCGUACGCCCGUAGCUUAUAAGUUGAUCGUAAGCGAAAUUUUACAAAACCUUAAAAUUUGCAAUUCUGUGCGCCGACUCGUAAUGAAAAGCGUUACGAGUCGCCGUUACCGAGCCGUUCCGAUCGCAACCAACUUCACUUCUAUUGUUUUCAUUGACAAGCCGGUAGUGUACACCAUUUAUCCCUUGGUUUCCUUGCCGUUUGGACAGUUUACUGAAGUAAAAUUGAAUAUAGAGUAGCAUUAUGAGCUUAGAAAACAAAAAGAGAAAGAGAACCAAGAACACAACAACUAAUCAAUAUAAUAUUUACUUAUAUUACAUGGAAAAUGACUACCAUAUGCGAUCCAAUACAAUCAACCCAUCGCUAGAUGUAAAUUACAUCGAAAAUAAAUGGGGUGAAAUGUCAGAAAAGUUAAAUUCUGAUCCAGAUGGGCCUCAGCUGACUGUAGCUGAUUGGAAAAAGCGUUUUACAGAUUGGAAGUACUUUGUGAAAAACAAAUAUAGGAAAUUAAAUGAGCACCGUUUAAAGACUGGAUCAGGUCCUCAAAGCAGUAUAACACUAACAGACAUGGAAGAACGGGCACUCUGUGUAUGGGGAAAAGUGACCGUAACCGGUGCGUUGGGUGUUACAAACUUCGAUGGAAUUUUAUUAGAUUCAGAUACCAUGAUAAUACCUCUUGAGGAGGAAAUUACUGAACCAAUGCCGGUUGAAGAUGAUACACCAGUAAUAGUACCACCUGAAAUUGAACCGGCUGUUACACCCGUUCCACCGCAAAAACCUGGGACAAAAACUCUACCUCGGCAAAAGCCAUUGUCGAUUGUGACAGAAAGCUUAUUGAAUACAAUGAACAAAUCCGAAAAAAAUAUUGAAGAAUUAGGUUCCAUUGUAAAACAAUUUUCCGAAGAGUACAUAAAGUGUAAAAAGGAAAAAAACAAAAACGAGCUUCUUCGACUUAAAUUUGAAGUGGCAAAAUAUAAAUUUGAAAACCAAAACUUUAAAUUUGAUUUUGAUUAAUAGUCUUUUUUUUAACAUAAAUGUC